This is a messenger RNA of Physella acuta, 1863 nucleotides long. Its product is annotated as alkaline phosphatase. Gene Ontology annotation, molecular function: alkaline phosphatase activity. The record is from RefSeq and is a predicted model, not a curated record. Gene Ontology annotation, biological process: dephosphorylation. NCBI's taxonomy places the organism in Eukaryota, Metazoa, Mollusca, Gastropoda, Physidae.
CACUGUUUCCCACAAAAUGUUUAACGCCCGCGACGUUUUAUUCUAGCUCCAUCUAUUAGUCAUUGUUCUUUACCUGGGCUAGCAAGGGAAGCGACUCUAUAGAUCCUUAGUUUUCAAGGGAGGUAAAGCUUUACACAAGGCGACUGUGUGGCUCAUCCACAGAAAAGAUGCGUGGCCUAACCACACAUGCAAGACGCCAGCUUCACAUAUGUCUGCUGAUGUCAGCAUAUUUUGCGACCGUUAUCGCAGUAAAAAUGGAUGAGGUCUUCGCCCGGGAGAGCGCACCGUCAUUUUGGCACAACCAGGCCCACGGUGAGUUAGAGCAAGCGCUCAAGGAACGACAACUGGGGCUAGCGAAGAAUGUAAUUAUCUUCCUUGGCGACGGUAUGGGGCCCUCAUCGGUGACUGCCGCUCGCAUCCUGGCUGGGCAGAAGCUGGGCCACCCCGGGGAGGAGCACCAGCUGUCGUUUGAGAAGUUCCCAUACACAGGUCUGUCUAAGACCUACUCGGUGGACAGGCAAGUCACUGACUCGGCGUCAGCUGCCACGGCGUUCCUGUGUGGCGUCAAGACGAACCGCGGGGUGGUGGGGCUGACGGCCCAGGCAAGGGAAGGCAACUGUAGCUCCGCCAAGGGAGCUAACGUCGACUCGAUUCUCCGCUGGUCGGCGAGGGCAGGAAAGACAACCGGAGUCGUGACCACAACAAGGAUAACUCACGCCACACCUGCAGGCGCAUACGCUCACUGCCCGAACAGGGACUGGGAGACUGACAGAGAUAUACCUGACACGGAGCGAGACUGUGCUGACGUCGCCCUUCAACUGAUCACACAGAACCAGGACAUUCAGGUGUUAAUGGGAGGUGGAAGGGCUAACUUUUACCCUGAAGGUCAUCCGGACCCUGACCCUGACCCUAAAUUCAACACAUCUGAAGUGUCAAGGCUGGACGGAAGAAAUUUGGUGGAGGAAUGGAUUCAUGACAAACAGGCUAAAAAAUUGCGUCACAAAUUUGUCUAUAACAAACGUGGAUUGGACAAUGUGGAUGUUGGAGAAACGGAUUUUUUACUAGGUCUCUUCAAGCAAGGUCACAUGUCUUAUGACGCAGCCCGGGACCAAUCAAAAGAACCGUCUUUACGUCAGAUGGUGGAGAAAGCGAUAGGGAUACUACGAAAGAAUAAGCAAGGAUUUUUCCUAUUGGUUGAGGGCGGGCGAAUAGACUCCGCCCACCAUGACUCACUGCCACACAAGGCGCUGCAUGACGUCAUAGCGAUGGCGGAAGCCGUGGGCGUGGCCACACAGAUGACUGACCCGGCCGAGACGCUGAUCGUGGUCACGGCUGACCACUCACACGUCAUGAGCAUAGCGGGCUACGCAUCACGAGGGAAUCCAAUUUUAGGUAUCAGUGAUCUAGACGGCGUGUACAACACUGAGAGAACUGACGACGGCCUGCCUUUCACGACCCUACUCUAUGCUAAUGGACCAGGAUAUGUGGCACCACGGCCUAACAUUACAGACGUCAACACAGAAGAUAUAUCGUACGUGUCCCAAUCUGCCGUGCCGAUGGAGUCGGAGACUCACGGAGGGGAGGAUGUGGCUAUCUAUGCCUCAGGGCCUCACGCUUUUUUGUUUACUGGAGUUCAUGAACAGAGUUACCUUCCCAUAGCAAUGGCGUACGCCGCUUGUAUCGGCCCGUAUGAUGUCAACAGCGGAAAGCAAUGUGCGCUGGGCACUUCUAGCCCACAAAGAAAUCAGAGUCCGCUAAACAGAUCCACUCUUCAAAUGCUUACGUUGUUUGUAGGUCUACACUGUAUAUAUUAUUCAAUAAACUUGUUUGUAUGAUAUAUUAUUUUCGUUCAUUUUGUGUUGC